Messenger RNA from Choloepus didactylus (southern two-toed sloth), 2237 nucleotides. It is a transcript of the gene HS6ST3, whose product is annotated as heparan sulfate 6-O-sulfotransferase 3. NCBI's taxonomy places the organism in Eukaryota, Metazoa, Chordata, Mammalia, Pilosa, Megalonychidae. Gene Ontology annotation, cellular component: membrane. Gene Ontology annotation, molecular function: heparan sulfate 6-sulfotransferase activity. The coding region runs from base 516 to 1937 and encodes 473 amino acids. The transcript is spliced from 2 exons. The record is from RefSeq and is a predicted model, not a curated record.
GCCCGCGGCCGGCUAGGGCAGAGGAACCGGAGCCGCAUCUUCUCUCUUCUCUGGCGCCCUGGCGAGCCUCAUGAAGCCCCCGCUCUCGCGUCCGCAGCUUCUCGGCUUCCCAGCUGCCCCGGGCAGGUCCAGGACCCGAGCCUCGCUCCUCAGCGCCUGAGAGCCUCACAGCCGGCGGCGGGAUGCUCUGCUUCGCCUGAGAGCGCCGCGCCGCGCCCGGGCGGGAGCACCCAGCGGACGGAGCCGCGCGCCCCCGGGAGUACAGAGCUCCCCACACUGCAGCCGCAGCCGCAGCCGCGCGCCUCGGCGCCGGCCUCCCCCCGCGUCCCUCGCAGAUCCCGGCUCGGCGAGCGCGGGAGUGCCGCGAGGCCGCCAGCCAGCCGCCCGCCUCGGCGUCAGGGGCAUGGAGGAGCGGCGGGCUCCGAGCCGCGCCCCGGAGUCCCCGAAACUUCCGAGCGGGCGCGGGUCCGCGCCGCUGCCGCCGCCGCUUCGCCUGCUGGCCUGAGAGCGGGACCAUGGAUGAAAGGUUCAACAAGUGGCUGCUGACGCCGGUGCUCACGCUCCUCUUCGUAGUCAUCAUGUACCAGUACGUGUCCCCUUCCUGCACCAGCUCCUGCACCAACUUCGGGGACCAGCCCCGCGCGGGGGAGGUCGGUCCGCCCGCCGCCGCCUUGGGCCCCGCCCGCCGGGCACAGGCGCCGCCCGAGGAGUGGGAGCGGCGGCCUCAGUUGCCCCCGCCGCCCGGGGGGUCCCCCGAGAGGCCUCGGGGCGGCGCGGCGCCUGAGGAUGAGGAAGAGGAACCGGGGGACCCCGAGGAGGAGGAGGAAGAGGAGGAGGAGGAAGAAGAGCCGGACCCCGAGGCCCUAGAGAACGGCUCACUGCCCCGGUUCGUGCCGCGCUUCAACUUCACCCUGAAGGACCUGACCCGCUUCGUGGAUUUCAAUAUCAAAGGGCGCGACGUGAUAGUGUUCCUGCACAUCCAGAAGACUGGGGGCACCACGUUCGGCCGGCACUUGGUGAAGAACAUCCGGCUGGAGCAGCCCUGUAGCUGCAAAGCGGGCCAGAAGAAGUGCACCUGCCACCGGCCGGGCAAGAAGGAGACGUGGCUCUUCUCCCGCUUCUCUACCGGCUGGAGCUGCGGGCUGCAUGCCGACUGGACUGAGCUCACCAACUGCGUGCCGGCCAUCAUGGAGAAGAAGGACUGUCCCCGCAACCACAGCCACAGCAGAAAUUUCUAUUACAUCACAAUGUUGCGGGAUCCGGUGUCGCGUUACCUGAGUGAGUGGAAACACGUCCAGAGAGGGGCGACGUGGAAAACCUCUCUCCACAUGUGUGAUGGGAGAAGCCCCACGCCCGAUGAGCUGCCUACCUGUUACCCCGGGGACGAUUGGUCUGGGGUCAGCUUGCGCGAGUUUAUGGACUGCAGCUACAACCUGGCAAACAACCGCCAAGUGCGCAUGCUGGCUGACCUCAGCCUGGUGGGCUGCUACAACUUGACUUCCAUGAACGAGAGUGAGAGAAAUGCAAUCCUGUUGCAGAGCGCGAAAAACAACCUGAAGAACAUGGCGUUCUUCGGACUCACCGAAUUCCAGAGGAAGACACAGUUUCUUUUUGAGAGGACAUUCAACCUCAAAUUCAUCUCCCCCUUCACGCAAUUCAACAUCACGCGGGCUUCCAACGUGGAGAUCAACGAGGGCGCCCGCCGGCGCAUUGAGGAGCUAAACUUCCUGGACAUGCGGCUUUAUGAAUAUGCAAAAGAGCUCUUCCAGCAGCGCUAUCAUCACACCAAGCGGCUAGAGCACCAGAGGGACCGCCAAAAGAGGCGAGAGGAGCGGAGGCUGCAGCGGGAGCAUCGGGGCCACCGGUGGGCAAAAGAGGAUGGGGCCUCAGAGGGGGCUGUCACCGAGGACUACAACAGCCAGGUGGUGAGAUGGUGACCCCCUGCCCUCUCCUCUCUCGGGCAGGGGAGGACAAGCAGGAGCAUUAACCUGUUGCAUUGCCUUGGAGAGUGUGCAAGAUGGGCCGUUCAGAGGACAGCUGGCUGUGUGUGGCUUGAUUUGGACUUCUGCUUCCCCUUUGUCUUCCUUUUGGUCCAUCUGGAGAUUGUCCAUCUUGGUUUUCUUUCUUUCCUGACAUUUUUCAAUCAGUGAUAUUAAGAAGGAUAAGAUGUGUCUAACACAGACCGCUUUAGAAGGUCAAGGAGAGAAGUACAAAAAAAAAAAAAAAAAAAAAAAAAA